Molecule: messenger RNA, 1106 nt
Organism: Hyaloscypha bicolor E
Lineage: Eukaryota; Fungi; Ascomycota; Leotiomycetes; Helotiales; Hyaloscyphaceae
Exons: 6
Coding region: 1-867 (288 amino acids)
Source: RefSeq, a predicted model, not a curated record
AUGGGGCUUUUGGAUUCCGCCGUAACGAAAACCCCACUACCAAAUAAGAGGAAGAGGGGAGAUGAUCCCAUAUUACUUAUUAGAGGAGACGGAAAUCGGGAUGUGAUAGAGGUAAAGGAGGAAGCCAGCCCGGCUGGAAUACUCGCCUGUAAAGACUUGCUGAAGUCUAAGGAUAUCCUGCUUGAUAAUUUGACUAUAAUGAAAAUUGAGUAUAUGAUUAGACUGGAGGUCGACCAGUAUAUGGCUGUACUAUAUUACCCCGCUAUAGUACUCUCUGAGAUUAAUAAGCAAGUCCGAAUUAGCGACUAUUACUACGUCUCAAAGUCAACAUCCCUACCAAAAGCCAGCUCUAUUACUAGCCGGCUUAGCCGAACGAUCUCUAUAGCAUUACAGCCGAUUAAGGAUAGCCUAGUGCCUGCCCCUAUAGACGAUGAGUUCUACGAGCUUAGUAGUACUCCCUCUAAAGCUAUAGAAGUAAUUAGGGAUAAGGAAGGAGGCUUAGGCGAGGAUAUGGGCUUAGGCGAGGAUAUGGGCUUAGGCGAGGAUAUGGGCUUAGGCGAGGAUAUGGGCUUAGGCGAGGAUAUGGGCUUAGGCGAGGAUUACGUAGAUGACGACUCGAUUAUCCAAGACCAGCUACGAAAAGAAGAGCUGGCAGUCGACCUUGCUACGCAGCUAGAGUGGGCUAGAGUCUUCGAGGGCAAGCACGCAAACAUUAACGAGGAGGAGGAGGAGGAAGAGGAGUGGAUACACGUCUGCCUUCAACGCUCCGAGCAGCAGCACUGGCCAAUACUUAUUCAGUACGAUAUAGACAGCACGCUCGGCUACGCAACGAGCCUUGCGUUUGCAAAGCACGGCCUGGACCGCUAAUAACCACACUAAUCCGACCCGCGUUCAUUUAUCGAAAAGAACUCGACCUCAGGUUCAUUUGGGGUCGGGUUUAUUUAGAAUCGGGUUCGCGUUGAUUCAGAAUCGGGGUCGAGUUAAUUCAGGAUCGGUGUAAUAGGCUGCAGUCGCCUGCGGGCAGCAGGAGGGAUCAUAGUAUAGCAGAAUAAGGAGUGGGAAACAAGGCUCACUCAAUAUUAGAAGCGAGCAGAAGUAGAUUACUU